Lycium ferocissimum is the source of this 514-nucleotide messenger RNA. Its product is annotated as histone H4. Gene Ontology annotation, molecular function: protein heterodimerization activity; structural constituent of chromatin; DNA binding. The transcript has a single exon. Lineage: Eukaryota; Viridiplantae; Streptophyta; Magnoliopsida; Solanales; Solanaceae. Gene Ontology annotation, biological process: nucleosome assembly. Gene Ontology annotation, cellular component: nucleosome. The record is from RefSeq and is a predicted model, not a curated record. Bases 63 to 374 code for a protein of 103 amino acids.
CCUUUCUCAUCAAAUUAAAAACCCUAUAAUUUCUCUUUUUAUUUCCUCAAGUUUUUGAAAAAAUGUCUGGUCGUGGUAAGGGAGGCAAAGGGUUAGGCAAAGGAGGAGCAAAGAGGCACAGGAAAGUACUGAGGGAUAACAUCCAGGGGAUUACUAAGCCAGCUAUCCGUAGACUUGCACGUAGGGGUGGUGUGAAACGUAUUUCUGGAUUGAUUUACGAGGAGACACGUGGAGUUCUUAAGAUCUUUCUAGAAAAUGUGAUACGUGAUGCUGUUACGUAUACUGAACAUGCUAGGAGAAAAACUGUUACUGCUAUGGAUGUUGUUUAUGCACUUAAGAGACAAGGAAGGACUCUAUAUGGUUUUGGAGGUUAAAAUUGGAAUUUAGUAAUUGUGGAUUUCGUGUUUUAGUUUGUGCUGUAUUAGGUAGAUUUACUUUGGUUUUAGUUGUUAAGGGUCUGGAUAUUGUAAUUCCUUGUUACUCAAAUCAAUGGAAAGAGAUCAUUUCCUAUAAA